AGUUGCUAGAAAUUUGAACAGUCUGGUAUCUCUUCUUGUAUUACUGAUAGAAUUUUUAAUAUUCGAAAGGUUUUGUGAGUGAUUCUAAGUUAAAAAUAAAUAAUGGAACAGACCGAGCAACAAAAUAAUCCUUCUGAGUUACCUAAUGAGCUUAUUAAAGAAGAGGGGAGUGAGGAAAAACGCUCGUCACAACAAGAAACACAUUCGUCACCAUCACCAGCAGUCUUGGAGAGCUCCCAAAGCAAUAUCGCGUUAGAAGCAAUAACUUUAGAAGAAGUAGAAGAGGACGGUGACCGAGAUAACUCAACUAAAUUAGUAAUAGACAUAGAUGAUGAAAAGGAUGAUGAGAAAGCUUUGUCGAUUGAAGAAGAAAAGAAAAGUAAAACCGAUAUAGUAGAACGUGACGAAUUGCUUAAAAAUGAAGAAAUGGCGAUAAUUGCGUUGUCGGAUAGUGAGGACGAUGAAAUAUCAGCUCCGGAAUCUGUCCCGAAAGCAGCUAAAGUGCAGAAACGACGUAGUGUAGGAGCCACCGGACAAUCAAACAAUGAUGAGGAGCCAGAAUCCUAUCGUUUGAAACGACGUAAAAUUAACGCUGCUGGAGCCCCUAAAAUGCCUUUAAAUGGUUAUGUGCGUUAUAUGAACGAACGUCGUGACAGCUUGCGCAAGGAGCAUCCCAAUAAAACAGCUAUAGAACAUACAAAAAUGAUAGGAGAAGAAUGGCAAACAAUGUCCGUAGAUCUUAAAGCGCCUUAUAUGAGGGCGGCAGAGGUUGAUAAGCAAAGAUAUCUUAAAGAACUGCAUAUUUUUCUUAAGACCCAUCCCGAUGUUUUAGCAAGUGAAUUGGCCAAGAAUAAACCACGCAAAUCUAUUGACGGUUGUUUCGCUCCUAACGCCAAUAAUACUGUCGCCAGCACGGCAACGAAGCCGUUGACCAAAGAGAAAAUUCAAUGUCAAAAUACGGACGCAAAGUCCUUAGCAAAUAAAGAUUUGCAAAAAGAGAAAGUUUCAAAAGUUCCAAUAUCGCCAUCUACACCUCCUAUACAAUUGCAUUCAAAUAUGGUGGAAAAAAUAAAAUCCAAAAGAACCCCAACACCACCACUGACAACGCAGCUCACAACAGAUGUAUUGCAUAACGCCAACACCACUGGCUCGACGGCAACAACAACAACAGCAACAACGACUACAAUUGUAACACCUACGCCUUGUGAGAUACCAAUCUUUACGAAUGAAUUUUUGGAACACAAUAAAGUUUACGAUACAGAAUUGAAAGCUUUGCGUAAAUCGAAAACCGAUUUAGAACAGCAGAAUGCUGUUCUCGAGAAAUAUGUGGAGAAUAUGAAAUCCGGCGUUCAGAAAAUGAUUAACGAAAACAAUGAACUCCAGGAGAAGAACCGUUUACUUGAGAUAUAUUUAAAAAAAUUGAAACGAAAACUGGCUGAAGCUUUAAGUGCUCUACCUCUUCCAAUGGCUCCCCAAGGAGCGACUGUAGAGAAUAUUGAAAAAUAUAUGCAAGAUUUAUAUAAAAUGGCUACCACUAAUUCCCAUGGUCCAGCUACUUUAAAUAAAGCUAAAGAUAUUAUACGGAAGUUAGAUUUGCAGAUACAAUUGUAAAAUGAUUCCAAACAUACCUGUUAC
Messenger RNA from Glossina fuscipes, 1635 nucleotides. RefSeq names its product high mobility group protein 20A (gene Hmg-2). The record is from RefSeq and is a predicted model, not a curated record. Gene Ontology annotation, cellular component: nucleus. NCBI's taxonomy places the organism in Eukaryota, Metazoa, Arthropoda, Insecta, Diptera, Glossinidae. The transcript is spliced from 3 exons. Bases 103 to 1611 code for a protein of 502 amino acids. Gene Ontology annotation, biological process: regulation of gene expression.